AUGUCGUCAAUUACAUCCACCACCGUCAGUGCCGGCCAGGCGUCACUGACGCUACCCGCCCACACCCCGCCGGCGAAACCCAACUCAUACAGGCUGCCAACCGUUCAGAAGGUGCCCACAUUCGAGAACAAGGCUGACGAAAGGCUAUGGGCCAAGCGUCAGAUGGCGGCGGCCUUCCGGAUCUUCGCCAAGUUGGGGUUUUCUGAUGGCGUCGCUGGCCACAUGAGCCUUCGCGACCCGGAGAACCCUGAUCUCUUCUGGAUUAGUAUGUCAUAUUCUUGUAGAAGUAUCAUUGCGAGGCCGCUUGCUAACCAUCGUGCAGAUCCGUAUGCUGUGCACUUCAGCCUCAUCAAGGUCUCAGACCUCGUCUUGGUCAAUGCCGAAGGAGAGAUCCAAGAGCAAACACCUCACGCCAUCAGCCAUGCAGGUUUUAUCAUCCACUCUGUCCUGCACGAGAUGCGACCGGACAUCAAUGUCGCGGUCCAUCUACACUCACCUCAUGGCGUCGCAUGGUCCGCUUUUGGACGACCUAUAGAGAUGCUUGUGCAAGACAUGUGCUACUUCUACAACGACCUUUCAGUCUAUGAAGGCUUUGGCGGAACUGUACUGGCCAAAGAGGAGGGACGUAAUCUAGCCAAUGCCCUGGGACCGAAAAACAAAAACCUGAUUCUACAGAACCAUGGCAUCUUGACCUGCGGAAGCAAUGUCGGGGAAGCUGCAGGGCUAUUUAUCGCGUUGGAGCGAGCAUGCCAACGUCAACUCAUGAUCGAGGCUGCCGCUGCCAAUGGUAUUCCGAAGCAAUACAUUCACCGCGAUGAGGCAGAGUACUCUAAGCGCUACGACUAUACGCCCGAGAACACAUACAUGUCAUUUCAGCCAGAGUACCAAGCGAUUCUAGCAGAGACGAAUGGGUCGUUCUUAGAGUAG
Clonostachys solani is the source of this 927-nucleotide messenger RNA. Lineage: Eukaryota; Fungi; Ascomycota; Sordariomycetes; Hypocreales; Bionectriaceae. The record is from the annotation of a GenBank genome assembly.